Messenger RNA from Synchiropus splendidus (mandarinfish), 2625 nucleotides. RefSeq names its product cAMP responsive element binding protein 3-like 3 like (gene creb3l3l). Gene Ontology annotation, biological process: regulation of transcription by RNA polymerase II. Gene Ontology annotation, molecular function: DNA-binding transcription factor activity, RNA polymerase II-specific; RNA polymerase II cis-regulatory region sequence-specific DNA binding. NCBI's taxonomy places the organism in Eukaryota, Metazoa, Chordata, Actinopteri, Syngnathiformes, Callionymidae. The transcript has 10 exons. Gene Ontology annotation, cellular component: nucleus. The coding region runs from base 154 to 1668 and encodes 504 amino acids. The record is from RefSeq and is a predicted model, not a curated record.
GAUGACGCAUUUUCUGCCUCGUUGGAAGGUGGUUUCAGCAGGAAGUGCUGUGACGGUGGUGUGUUGCAGCAGAGUCUCACCGAGAGGAGCUUCACACGAAGACGAGUCAAACGAGAGCCACUUGUAUUGUGGAUUCACGCCUUCUGUCAUCUUAUGAUGUCAGCCCUCAACGAACUACCAGACAUGGAUGGAACAGACCUGCUGGGGCUUCUGUUCCAAGGUGGACAGGAUGGUUCUACGGAACUCUUUCCGGGUAGCAAUGGACUGAUUGAGUCGUGGCUGUCUGAGCAGGAUAUGCUCACCGGCAUGGACACGGAGGAUUUUCUCUCCAGCUUGCUUGAAGAGGAAGACAAAUUCGAGGGCAGCUGUCCCUCUCAUUCCCCGCUGGGCAGUGACAGUGGUAUCUCUGACGACAGCAGCACUGGAGCUGGAAACAAUAACAAUCCAGCUGGAUGCUUAAGUCCCCAAGGCAGCGACAGUGACAUCGUGCCCAGUCCUUGCUACUCCCACCCGAGCCCGGAGCCCUCAGACGUGGGCCAGGUCUCCACAGAGCAGCCCACAGAGAGUCUGGAGGCGCUAACCGUCCAGGCGGACCACUGUUAUUCACUCCUGCAGAGUGGGUCCCAGGAUCAUGAUCUGCUGCAGAGCGUGAGAGCAGAACAACCUGAUACUGACGUCUUCAUCGAUCUUGAUGACCUGGUGAGCGAAGCAAUGGAGGAGGAGGAUCUUGAUAGUGAGCUGCCUUGCACUUUGGCCAUCGAAGAUUCAACAGUCCACACCGGCAAAACAGAACUGUUUCAGUUCAAGGAGAUCGUUCUUUCUGAGGAGGAGAAGCGUCUGCUGGCUAAAGAAGGAGUAACAAUUCCCACGCACAUGCCCCUCACAAAGGCCGAGGAAAGAACCCUGAAGAGAGUGCGGAGGAAGAUCCGCAACAAACAGUCUGCUCAGGAGAGCCGCAAGAAGAAGAAGGUGUAUGUUGACGGACUGGAAAACAGAGUCGCCAUCUGCACUGCCCACAACCUGGAGCUGCAGAAGAAGGUCCAAAUGCUUCAGAAGCAGAACAUCUCUUUGAUCGAACAACUACGUAAACUCCAGUCUAUUGUGAAGAUGUCGACGAUGAAGGCCAGCACCACCAGCACUUGUGUUCUGGUGUUCCUGCUCUCCUUCUGCCUCAUUAUCUUCCCGUCAGUCAAUCCCUUUGGCAACAACCCAGAGCAGAAGGAGCUCUACACACCCUCCUCAAUCAUCUCCAGGACGCUUCGCUCGCUGCCUCCCGACAGCACCGAUGCCAACAUUUACUUGGAGUCAGAAGAAGAGGAGCAGCUUCUUUUGGGGCUGCAAGCAGAGGUGGAGAACAAUAAAGCCAUCUUUGCCGGCGGCCAAAACAACCACACCCCUGACUACGAAAGGCUCCAGCAACCCGACUCAGAAACCGGCGUCAACGGCAACUCUUCGGCAGACUUCCCCAACCCUGGCCAGGCUGCAGACAUCAAGCCAAGCUCAGCCGAUGCUGGAGGAGGAGGCGGAGGAGGAGUGGUACCGGAUGGCACUGUGGAUUCUGUUGUGGCGUCUGCUGUGGCCUUUGAUGUCACUGGCUCAAAGGACGCAUGGACAGAACGAAGCCCUCCGUCUGUGAUAUUGCAGCAGCAUCGAUCAGAUGAGAUGUAGUGAGGGGCGUUUUCAUUUUUAACCACCAGAGGGAGCCAUAUUAGAUUUGGGUAAUCAAGGCAAGCUUUUAAUGGGAAGGGACAAUGCAGGAAGAAUAACAGCCCUGUGCUGUUCUACUGUAACUCUAUUUGCACUUUACUCAAAAAUCAAAGUCUACUCGCGGAAGUUUCAACUUCAAAUUGACCAAUAGAAUGCCACGUGGAUUACUUGAGGGUAUUAUUGCUGUAAUUCAACAAAAAUUCAGGGGGAGUUUGUGAUGUUUAAAAACACCCAGAUGAGUGACUUAGAUGUGAAAUACUCCCAUGGGGAACACGUUCUUCAGUAGUCAAGCAUCGACAUUAUUUGCACAGAGAAAAAUUAGGCUGCUUUAUACUCAUUCUGCUUGAUCACCGUAGUGCUAAUAGCCAUUGCAGGACAUUUGGCCGUUUUAGAUGACUCGUGAGUUUGCUAUUUCCCUUGUAACAAGGGCGCCUGCGCUUGUUUUGAUCAGGAAUGCUUCGUUUUUAUGUGGUACAGCCAAGCAAAAUUAACGUGUUAAUGCAAGAAAUAGAAAACGUCACAGCUGCAAGCCGUCGUUACUUGUUAAAAUAUCCCGUCAGAUAUUCUCAUUUCCCGUUUCAUACCUUCGGGAAGAUCCCCAGCACUUGUGAGAAGGGUAUUGAUUCCGUUACAGAAGUUGACGUGGCAGUGGAACAUGCUCAAAAAUGUAAUGACCUGUUUUGGCAGUGAGGCAUUUUUGUUCUUUUAAUUGUGUUAAUACUUUUAUGUGUAUGAAAUUGGUCUUUGUUAUAUUUGACAAGAAACAUUAUUUUUAAUGUUGUCAUUGAAGGUGAUGCGCUGUAAAGAGAAAAUAAUCAAUUGUAAAUAAUCCUAAAUGAUUGUAGCUCUUCUGUACAGUGGAAUUCUUUAUGUCAAAGAUGUGCCGGGACGUACGAUAAUAAAAUUUUUUUAUAUAUG